AUGACCUAUCAUGAAUUGGAGGAUUUUGCGGAGUACCUCAAGAAGACGUCACAGCUCAGCCCUACGCUAAAAAAAGGCGUUGAUCCUGAUGUGGACUAUGACGAAGAUGAGGUUGUAUCUGAUCAUGCUUGGGAAGAAAGUGGUAAGUUUGAAGGUGACCUGAUCUUAAACGAGCGUCAGCGGCGUCUCAUAGUUGAAGAUGUAGCGGAGGGCCUCGCUAGAAACGGAAUUAGUGAUGGAACUAAGAGAUGGCCCAACAAUGAAGUCAUUGUCUAUAUUCAAGUAGAACAUUUCACUAGCGAUCAAGUACAAGCAAUUCAAAAUGGAAUAGAAGAUCUUGCUCGGGCCUCUUGUGUCAAGUUCCGUCCCUACAGGAAAGGAGAUCGUGAUGCCGUUGUCAUACAGGGUAGUCGAAGAGGUUGUUUUUCUCAAGUGGGCUACCAAGGCGGCUAUCAGGUGUUAAACUUAUCGGGUCGGCAUCCAGUUGGACGCGGUUGCUUCCGACAUGGGACAGUUGUUCAUGAGUUGCUGCACACCCUUGGAUUUUAUCACAUGCAAAGCAGUCCAGAUAGAGAUGAUUAUGUCGAUAUUAUCUGGCCAAACGUAGUUCAAUCGGCGAGACAUAACUUUCGCAAAUACAACUCGUUCUCCGUGUCAGAUUUUGGCGUGGGUUACGACUAUGACAGUGUCCUGCAUUAUAGCCGACGAGCUUUCUCCGUCAAUGGCCAGGACACGAUUGUUCCAAAACAGGCUGGUGCUCAAAUCGGGCAAAGAAUAGGACUAUCAGAUAAAGAUGUACAAAAACUGAAUAAAAUGUAUUGUGAUGCUGAGUCAGAUAAUGGACAAGCAGACGAAAAUGUUACGAAGAAGACAGAAACUAAAAAGAAGAAAGGCAAGAACAAACCAUUUGAUGGACAAGGACUCGGCUAUCAUCAAGGUAAAGCCGUGGUUUUCAAACUAUUACCAGCUGCCGAAACUUAUAAGUUACCUGACGUACCAAGUUUUCAUGUAUUUGAUUAUUUUAGUAAAGAGCCGCAAAUCAUGUCGACGUCGGAAAACGAAGGUUUUCGUAUUGGAAAAGAAAUAGCAUAUUCCUACAAUCCACCUGAACCUAUGACUGCAAGAGAUGUUCAUGUACCGAAACAUUUGGACCAUGGCCAUGAGAUAAAAUUACAAAAAGAACAGACUGAAAACGAGGAGCAGAAUGAACAUAAAAAUGUAGCAGAAAUAAAAUCUGCAAAUAGUAAAAAUCACAAGCAUUUAAGUAAUUCUGAAACGGCCGUUGAGGUCCCUAUAAUUGAAGGUCACACUAGUCAAUCCGAACCAGAGCAAACUGAUACAGAUUUAAUUGAUGCAUUUGAUCGACUGUCGAAAAUCAUAAGAUUGCACGUGUAUCCCUCUCAAACGCCAGAUCUAAGUAUUUAUAAAACGAAUAGUCGGUACACCGAUCAAUAUAAUUCUUUACAAAUCAAAGAUCAGGGAGAGAGCGAUAAACUUGUGUCUCCCUCGCAAACCCAAAAAAGCAAGCCACAUAGAGACGAAAUGCAUACCACUGUUAAAUUUAUAAAUAAUAUGUAUGAUUUUGAUUCCGAAAAAUCUAUAACGACAAAACUAAUAGAUGGCGAUGAAUAUAACAAAGAUAAAAACGAGAUGAAAGAAGCUGUGAAAAUUGUACCUGAUCAAGAAAACCAUUCAUUGCCAUGGUAUAAAAAUUAUAAAGAUGAUUACACUUCUACGCCAGAUUUUGAAUCUCCUGAAAAUUAUCAAACCAGGAAAGCUUAUUCAAGUAUAGGUUUUCCAAAAGUACUCAAGGAUGAAAAGCCACACAAUGAAGAUGACUGGUAUCAAAAGUAUGUUAGAUAUUAUCCAAAUGACGAAUAUCAUGAUUAUUCUAAAGACAGCUCUGAAGGACUCGGAUAUACUGGUAUUGAGAAAGAAAGUGUAAAUAGUCCUUCAGUUGCAAAAAGAGAAAAACAUGAUUAUUCGAUAUAUCGCGUGCCAGAACAAGCGCAAAAAUGGUACAGUAAAGAUUUCAGUCAUGAGAAAAGAUAG
This is a messenger RNA of Spodoptera exigua (beet armyworm), 2052 nucleotides long. The record is from the annotation of a GenBank genome assembly. NCBI's taxonomy places the organism in Eukaryota, Metazoa, Arthropoda, Insecta, Lepidoptera, Noctuidae.